Molecule: messenger RNA, 672 nt
Organism: Eupeodes corollae
Lineage: Eukaryota; Metazoa; Arthropoda; Insecta; Diptera; Syrphidae
Gene: mtSSB
Product: single-stranded DNA-binding protein, mitochondrial
Exons: 4
Coding region: 132-563 (143 amino acids)
Biological process (GO): mitochondrial DNA replication; positive regulation of helicase activity
Cellular component (GO): mitochondrial nucleoid
Molecular function (GO): single-stranded DNA binding
Source: RefSeq, a predicted model, not a curated record
UCAAUUUGACAUUUUUCCUGUCACUCAUUUCACAAUGUCCAAAAAAUAACGGGCUACCUCUAGACUAGACUCUGCAUCGUGAUUCUUCUUAUAUAUUUUCAUAUGCCGGCUUUUUUCAAUUAAACCUAAAAAUGCAUUUCACUUUAGCAACAAAAUUUUGCAAACCAUCAGUAGCUAGAAAUGUUGUCUCCAGAUGUUUUUCCAGUCCUCCAAAAGUUGAAAAGACUAUAAAUAAUGUCACUAUUCUUGGACGCGUUGGGGCUGAUCCCCAACUAAAAGGCAACAAGGAACAUCCCGUGGUCACGUUUUCUGUGGCUACACACAACAAUUACAAAUAUGAGAAUGGUGACUGGGCUCAACGCACUGACUGGCAUCGCGUGGUUGUCUUUAAGCCAGCUCUGCGAGACACUGUCAUGGAAUACCUCAAAAAAGGUCAGCGGACACUGGUUCAAGGCAAAUUAACUUACGGCGAGAUUACAGAUCAACAAGGCAGCCAAAGACCUAGCACAAGUAUCAUCGCCGAUGAUAUCAUCUUCUUCAGAGAGAAUCAAACUCAGAGCUAAGAUAGCUCCUAGUCCAUUUCCAUGCUUUCAUAGUUGUUGAUUCCAUUUCGCAUUAAAGUGUUUUGUUACGUCAUUGAAAUAAGUUUUCGAUAAAAUUUGAGUUUUGAUU